AUGGGUGAUUUUAUUGAAUUGGCGGAAGAUGGCGAAUCUGCGUCACAACGAAUCGCUGAAGCACUCAAAGAUGCGCGGGAAGGCACAACUUUCGACGCAAAAAUUAAAUCUCUAGCAUGUGCUAUGCACAUCCUAGUUGAUCCAACAAGGCCAAAUCAUUUGCUUGAUAAUUUCUUAGAUGAAAUGCUCGAAUUUGGAGAGUUAAACGAAACGCGAGUAUUAUGUCUUUUAGUAGAUUUUCUUCAAAAAGCAUGCGCGAAGGAUCCAUCAUUAUGUUCGAAAGCCGUGGAAAGACUCAGUUUUUACUUAACUCCUAAUGAGAACAUACUUAAAUAUAAUCGAGUUAUUAAGCGGGUGAUUGUAGCCUGUACGAACUUAUACCCGAUUAUUCUUGAACAUGUGAUCAAGCGAGGAAACGAAGUUGAAGCUGAACGAUGCUGGCAAUCGUUCAAUGUUCUUAAAAGCAGAAUUAUCGAUUUAGUUGACUGUGAUCGCGACGGAAUUCGCACUGUGACCAUUAAAUUUCUUGAAGCAUUAAUUUUGUGCCAAUCUCCAAAACCCAGAGAGCCUGUGUUGGAUGCCAAUCAACAACUGCAGCAAAACUCGCUAACAAAUGAGCAAAACACGCGGUUUUCGAAAAUAUCGCUUAAUGAUGUUCCACGUGGACACCGCUUCAUAUCAUAUAGAAAAGCUCAAAUGGAAGCUGAGGAAAAUUUCACUGCAUUGAUAAAGCAAACUACAAUAGCACAUAUUACAUCUCAGAACUUGCUAACAGUAAUUGAUGCUCUUUGUAUGAUUACGCGAUGCCGGCCUCAGUGGGAAAAUGCUCUGGAAAGAGUAUUUGAUGCCAUGAAAAGUUUGCAUUCCAACGUACCUCCAAUGCUCAGUAGUGGACAGGUGAAAGCGUUGAGGAAAGAACUGAAACGAAAUCUUCUUCGGUUUCUCAAACUACCUGCCGCUGUUCCAAUGCAGCAUAAAAUUCGAUCUCAGCUAACAGAUUACUUAGGAGCGUCACCGAAUGAAGUGAAUCGUGCGAUUCCACCACAUUUGGUGCAAAAAGUGACGAAAAUUGAAAAUGGUGCGGAACCAGCUGCAAAGAAAAUGAAAAUUACUAAUGAAGCACUUACGACGUCAUCAUUAUUUCAAGAUGAUGAAGAUGACGACGAACCAUCGACAUCUGGUUCCAAAAAUUCGGCUUCCACAAGGCCGAAAGAUGCGAACACUGAAGCGAUAGAAAUUACAGCAAAAUAUAUUUUCGAAAGGCUGAAUUCGCAAGUCGUUACAAAUUUAGUGUUCAUUUCGUUGUUAACGCUACCCGAUGAAAUGCCUGCUUCUUUCAAUUCAAGUUAUACUCCUAUCGCACAAGCUGGCACUGAGGAACAACGGAUGGAUGUAUCUCGUAUGAUGGCAACUCAAGCAACGCAACGCGAAAUAGGUCCUGGCUACGAAAUGCUAAAAAAGCGAAAGGAAGAAGAGCUGAAAGGACGUCAGAAGGCGCGUAAAGGCGGUGUCGUCAUUGCUCAGACUCCGGCACAUGUUCCCAGUGCGGGAAUUUCUCGUACUGUGACUCAAAAGGGAACGAUUGAUGGGCCCACUCCGGUUCCGGUUUUGAGAACCAAAAAGGCGUUCAAUUUGCUUGAAGAAACAAAGAAGAUGACCGACGAAGAGAUGGAAGAAAUGUUCGAGCUUGCUUUUGAAUCGGUUUUGAGAGCAGAAAGGCGAGUGGUUCAAGGUGGCGCUACCAUGAUGUACCAGCAACUCGUUGUCCGUUUAGCAUCAAGAUACAAGAAGGAUUGUAGCAAAUUUGAGGAAAUGCUUGUAAAGUUCAUUGUCGAUGAUCAUAAAAAGCGAACAGAUCUAGCGUUAUUGUGGAUUUGUGAGCUUUAUGCCCAAUACCAAGGGUACUCAUAUUGCUCCUUAUAUAUGGAGGAGCUAAUAAGUGGUGAAGACGAUCAUACAAAGAAAGCGAGAUUUGAGCGAUAUGAUCAAGCUAUGUGCAAACUACUGAAGGAACUUGUUGAAAAACAACUCUAUAACGAACCACUAUUCUACAAACUUCUUCUGGAAGCACCAUUAGUGACCACGAAUGCAUUUGAAUAUUUAAGGAUUGUCUGCUUAAACACCGAAAGCAAUGCUCUUGGAAUGUCGGUUUUACGUGAGUUGAUAUUGACGAGAAAUAGGCAACGACCUCAACUUUUGCAAUUUUUCUUUGCACUAUGUUUCCAGCCACAAGCAAAUUUGCGUUCAUCUUGCAUCGAAACGGCGAAAGAAUUGUGUAACUUGCCACAUAUAAGAACUUCUUUAACGGAAAGAGCCGUCCAACAAAUUCAGGAUUGCCUUGAUCCAGUACCUCCAGAUUAUGCACAAUUACCAGGAGAACAAUGCGAAGCAUGGACAGAUGAAAUGUACAAAUCAGCGUUGGUUAUUUAUACAACAAUCAUGCCAUUUGAUUCGUCAUUGCUGCUGCCUCUCGGUUCCGUCUAUGCAGCAGGAACGACUAAUUUUAAGAAAGUUGUACUUCGUACCAUUGAGCCAGUGAUGAGAGUUAUUGGAAUGCACGACCAGCAGGUCUUACGACUUAUUGAAGAAUGUCCUCCGGGAGCUGAGACACUGGUGGCAAGAAUUGUGCACUUGCUCACAGAACGAACGCCGGCAACUCCUGAGCUAGUUAUGAGAGCCAAAAAGCUUCAUGACGAACGGCACAUGGAUAUUCGUGCGCUUAUUCCAAUUAUUGGAGGAUUGUCAAGGGAUGAAGUCAUCCGAUUAAUACCAAACUUUGUGUUUCGCGCCGAGUAUCAAAAGUCUGUUUCACUUGUGUUCAAAAGACUUUAUAUGGCAAGAGAUCUACAAACCGGAGAUCCCUGCUUUGAUCCAAUUGACUUAAUCAAAGAAUAUCAUCUUAUUAAACCAAGCAACGAAAAAGAAAAGGAAUUCCAUAUUAACAAUUUAUCUGAGUUGUUUGAUACCAAGUAUGUUAAGCGAGAUGUUGCUUCACAAGCAAUUGAGACUAUCUUCGAAAUUGAGCCAACUCCUUAUCUUUUCCCACAAUCAUUGUGUGUUCUGCACAAUAAGUUUACGGCAUUUGAUACAUUCGUUUCAACACUUCUCCAAAAGUUUAUCGAUAAGAAGCAUUGGAAACAAUCGGAAUUUGCGAAGAUGGCAUUUUUCGAAGCAAUUGCAAAGUUGAAAACUGUAGCAUAUGGUGCUGUCUUGACGUCUUUUUCGUUUGAGGACUACACAGAUCUUAAAACAGCGUUGGGAGAGAAUCUCGUUGAAGAGCUGAAAGAAUUCUUCCCUACGAUGUCAACUUCGCAGCAAAAAACUGUCGAUGAAAAAAUUAAAGAAGAGGUCUAUGAUAAGGAGCGGGAAUAUCGAGAAAAGAAAAUGCGAAAAGAAAGAAAAGAGCGAGAGCGAGAGAGGGAGACUCAUCGUGAACGGACUCGAGAAGAUGAGAAGGACCAUGAUUCCGAGCAGAGGCGUAUUCAAACUAUUCAAAAAUGCGGGUUAAAGUUGCUUGUUCAUGUCCGAUGUGAUAGCAUUCACAUUCUCGAGUAUUCGAAUUCUUAUAAUCAGAAAUGGAAAGUUUUGCGCAAAAUUCCGUUCCAACAUUUUGGCUUCUGUGGUGCUAUACUUGACGCUGAAGAAAAUUUACUAUUCGUCUCGGAAGUCGAAAGGAACAACUGCAUAAUUUAUUUGAAACCCGAAAUGAAGGACAGAAAUCAAAUCACAAUGGAUUCUGACGCAACACCGAUGUGUUUGAGCUCAUGUGACAAUAAAUUGUUUGUUGGACUGGAAAACGGAAGUGUCGAGUUUUAUGCGAAAGAGUCUGGAGAAUACACGAAAACGAAUUCUGUUCAACUACUAAAGGAUCCAAUAUUUUGUAUCGCUAGUUGCUCAAAGAGCAUUGCUGUUGGUUGUGCAAAAUCCCCAAUUUUUCUUCUAAAUCUUUCUUCUCUAGACGAGGACCCUAAACAAAUUCAUUAUCCCCAAAAUGCUGCUGGUUGCUCAUCGCUAUCGUAUUCACCGAACCUCAAACAAAUUGCUGCCGGGUUUUGGGAUGGUUCGUUUCGAGUUUUUUCAUCUAGUCGCCUCACUAUUCUCCUUGUGCUCUCCAACGCACAUUCCGCUACAAUAACCUCCAUAUGCUGGAAUCAGCGUAUAGUGGCGGCAUGUUCGCUCGAUGAAACCGUGUCGAUGUGGAAUUUUAAGUAA
This is a messenger RNA of Caenorhabditis bovis, 4212 nucleotides long. NCBI's taxonomy places the organism in Eukaryota, Metazoa, Nematoda, Chromadorea, Rhabditida, Rhabditidae. The record is from the annotation of a GenBank genome assembly.